CAUAUGCUGUCUUACCUGUCUCCAGGAAACCUCAGCCACGAGUGGUCACCCACAGCAGCCGUAAUCCGGACUCCUCUACUGGUCUGUUCCCUUCAUCCUCACCACGAGCCUCUGCCGAACCAGCUGCCUCACGAGACGGACUCACGCUGCCGACUCCAGACCCGAACGAGCAGUUCCACCAGUGACGCCACGAGCCGCAGUUACAUUCUCAGACCUCCAGUAACAGAUACCUACCUGUCUGGCCCUCAUAUUAAAUCUACCUUCUCGCCAAGACAUCUCUGUCCUGUGUCUCAUUCCGGGUUUCAGCAUCUGGGUCUCAGUCGUUCUAUAGUCAUGACAGAACGGACUGGCCAUAAUCCCGACCCAGCUGACCCGGAGGGACUCAGAUUAGCCGUAUCCCAGCAAGGCAUAUUGCUUGGUCGCCAGGCCGACGCCCUAUCCCAGAUGGCCGCGGCCCAACAGGACCUUUUUCACCGCCUGGACGGUUUGACACAGACAUUGAACAAUUUAACCGGACAUUUUUCCCAUGUUCCAACAGAUACGGCUCAAGCUACGGCUAACUCGGCUACUUCCGUUUCCGGAUCACCCUCCGCUCACGAAAACAUCCGGCUGCAACCGGAACCAUUUACGGGUGACGUUGAAGCCUGCGGAGGAUUCCUCCUCCAAUGCGAGCUGAUUUACCAACAAGCCCCCCGUCAUUAUCAGUCGGAUCACAGUAAAAUAUCACUGAUCGUCAACUCUCUACGCAAUAAAGCCCUCCAGUGGGCCCAGGCUUUCCUCUCCUCCAAUCCCAUAAGCCACCUCACUUAUGAACGUUUCCUCAGAGAGUUCCAGUUAAUUUUCGACCAACCACGCAAACAGGACGAAGCAACCCGUCGGUUACUCGCGCUCAGGCAGCGUAACCGCUCGCCCGGUCAUUUGAGGAACUGGUUUCUGCGGCACUCCGCUCUGAUGUUCGCCUGCGGGAGCGUCAAAGGGAACGAGGGCCCGUUUUCCAGCGUGCCGCAACCACCACAUCCUCCAACUUCUCACACGCUGUUCACGCCACCCCUCUCGACUCCCUCAGCCCCUCUAGACCUCCAGACGAGCCUAUGCAGGUUGGACACUCUCGACUGUCUGAAGAGGAACGCCGCAGACGGCGCAUGGAGGGGGCCUGUUUCUAUUGCGGAGCAAAGGGCCACAUUGUCAUCUCCUGCCCGCUUCGUUUAAACACCCGAACCCCUCGCUAGGAGACAGGCUGCGAGGGGUAACAAACA
This is a messenger RNA of Oryzias latipes (Japanese medaka), 1256 nucleotides long. Lineage: Eukaryota; Metazoa; Chordata; Actinopteri; Beloniformes; Adrianichthyidae. The record is from RefSeq and is a predicted model, not a curated record.